Messenger RNA from Diabrotica balteata, 315 nucleotides. The record is from the annotation of a GenBank genome assembly. NCBI's taxonomy places the organism in Eukaryota, Metazoa, Arthropoda, Insecta, Coleoptera, Chrysomelidae.
AUGAAAUCCCAUGAAAAAUCUAAAGUGCACAUGAAUAAUGUUUUUAGCUUUUCAAUGCUUGGUAAGUUAAAUAUAAAAACCCAAUUAAAUUCAGCUUAUCGUGAUACUCUAAUUAAAUACAAUGAACAUGUGGAUAAUCGAUAUGUCUUAAAUCAAAUCAUAAAUUGUAUAAGGUUUUGUGGAGCUUUUGAGUUAGCUCUUAGAGGUCACGACGAAACCAAAAAUUCAGAACACAGAGGCAUAUUUAAGGAGCUGGUCAAUUUUAGCGCCGGAUUGGACAACGACUUAAAAGUUUCUAUUCAAAGUUCCAAAUAA